AUGUGCGGAUCAUCGUCAGAGACGGACCCAGUGUUCCAAUCGAUUAACCCAUCCUUGUAUGAUCCCAAGCAUGUCUUAGACUCAGAAGAGUUUGAAAUCCUCACCGAUCCAAACCAAGUUAAGGCUUAUUCGGAUGAAGACAAAAACAUUGCAUGCUGUUACAAUGACAAACAACAGCUCAACAUGGUCAAGAAGCCUAUGCCAAAGGCCCAUCCCGGCCAAGCCUUGGUCCGUGUUAGGGCAACCGGCAUCUGCGGCAGUGACAUCCAUUUCUGGAAACAUUCGAGAGUUGGAGAGAAGAUGGUUGUUAAGCAUGAGUGUGGAGCCGGACACGAGUCCGCUGGAGAAGUGAUAGCUCUCGGCGAAGGAGUAACUGAUCUACAAGUUGGUGACCGGGUUGCGAUUGAAGCUGGUAUUCCUUGCUCCAAACCUACGUGCGAUAUGUGUCGAACAGGCCAAUACAACGCUUGCCCGGAGAUCAUCUUCUGCUCCACCCCACCUUACCAUGGUCUCAUGACCCGGUACCAUGCGCACCCAAGUUGCUGGCUACACAAGCUACCACCCAACGUCUCCUAUGAAGAGGGCUCAUUGCUCGAGCCUUUGGCCGUUGCUCUGGCAGGGAUCGAACGCGCCGGAAUCCGGCUGGGCGACCCAGUGUUGAUCUGCGGAGCCGGACCCAUUGGACUUGUCACUCUUCUCGCAUGCCAUGCCGCUGGCGCGUGUCCGAUUGCGAUCACCGACCUCUCCGAAAGUCGAUUGAGCUGCGCCAAACGACUCGUGCCCUCUGUCUCGACCUUCCAGGUCUCCCUAGGGGAGCCUGAGACCGAGGUGGCCCAAAAGAUUCAAUCUGCCAUGGGUUGUAAGCCCCGUGUGGCAAUGGAGUGUACAGGCUUCGAGUCUUCCAUCGCCACCGCAAUCUUCAGCGUCAAGUUCGGUGGCAAAGUUUUCGUUAUCGGUGUUGGCAAAGAUAAACAAACGCUUCCCUUCAUGCACAUGAGCGAAAACGAGAUCGAUCUGCAAUUUCAAUUUCGAUACGCAAACCAAUACCCCAAAGCCAUUCGACUGGUUUCGACCGGACUGAUUGAUGUAAAACCAUUGAUCACUCAUCGAUUCGGUCUGGAAAAGGCCAUUGAAGCCUUCAACACAGCUGCCGAUCCGAAAUCGUGCUCAAUGAAGGUUCAAGUUGUAGAUUACUAG
Messenger RNA from Puccinia graminis f. sp. tritici CRL 75-36-700-3, 1197 nucleotides. Its product is annotated as L-iditol 2-dehydrogenase. Gene Ontology annotation, biological process: D-sorbitol catabolic process. Gene Ontology annotation, molecular function: L-iditol 2-dehydrogenase (NAD+) activity; zinc ion binding. The transcript has 8 exons. NCBI's taxonomy places the organism in Eukaryota, Fungi, Basidiomycota, Pucciniomycetes, Pucciniales, Pucciniaceae. The record is from RefSeq and is a predicted model, not a curated record. The coding region runs from base 1 to 1197 and encodes 398 amino acids.